GUGCCGUGGCCAGCACGGUGGUGAAGCAGAAACUGGCCGAGGUCAUCCUGAAGAAGCAGCAGGCAGCUCUGGAGAGGACCAGCAACCCCAACCCUUCGGCCCUGCCUUACAGGCCUCUGGAGCCUCUGGAUGCUGAGGGCCCUUCCCCUCCUGUGCUCAGCACCUUCCUUCCCCCGGUCCCCAGCACUUCUCUUGACCCCCCGGAGCAUUUUCCACUGCGGAAAACGGCAUCCGAGCCCAACCUGAAGGUGCGUUGCAAGCCCAGGAAGUGCCUCGACCGGCGCAAGAACCCCCUGACCCGCAAGGAGAGCGCUCCUCCUUCGCUGAAGAGACGGCCACCGGAGGCCAUCGACUCGUCCCCGAGCAGCAGCAGCACCCCCGUCUCCGGCUGCAGCUCUCCCAACGACAGCCUCCCCGCGGAGCACGGAGCCCUCCCGGCCGCGCCGGGCAUCGCCCACGAGACGCCCCUGGCCCAGCGCCUGAUGCUGCAGGAGAGCUCCCUGGCCCAGUUUGCGCUGCAGAGCGCAGCCUCCCUUCCCGCCAUCACGCUGGGAUUGCCGGCUACCACUAGCGCCAGGGGAGAGGCAGAUCGCCGGCCCCUCUCCGGCCUGGCACACCGGGUCCCUGUGCUCAACGGGCCCGUCCUCGCAGGGACGCAUUCGCCCAUGUUCUUACCCGCUGGCCUGGAGCAGCACGAGGCCGGGAGCCCUUUAUCCCCUCGGCUGCAGCCUGUCAUCAUCCUUGAGCCCUCUGUCACCCACGCUCCUCUCGUGGCGGUGCCAGGUCUGGGGACGGUCCCCUUGUCCUUUGCCCCCUCGCUCAUCUCCGCAGAGCGCCUGUCACUCCCAGGCCACCACAAGCCUCUGGGGAGGACCCGCUCGGAGCCCCUGCCGCAGAACCCCAAGGCCAUCCAGCAGCAGCUGGUCUACCAGCAGCAGCACAGCCAGUUCCUGGAGAGAAUCAAGCAACAGACACAGCUGGGCAAGCGCAUGGCCAAGUCCAGCGAGAAGCCCCGUCUGCGGCAGAUUCCCUCCUCGGAGGACAUGGAGGCCGAGGGGACCCUCCUGGAGGCCGGGGGUGAGAGCGGUGACCAGGCCAGGACACGCACAGAGCCCCCACGGUCAGGGGGCAGCGCGAAGGAGCCCGAGAGGACGCAGAAGAUGCUGCAGUCGCCGGAGGAGCUGGUUCUCCAGCAGGGCUAUCUCUGGGAUCCCUACCAGCGCGUGCAGCACCAGCUCCUCAAGCGGCAGCCCCUGGCUGACUCCCCCAUGGUCCCCGCUGUCCACACGGGGCACAGGCCCCUUUCCAGGGCCCAGUCGUCUCCUGCCACGGCGAGUGUCUCCCUUCCUGCCCAGGAUCCGGCCUCCAAGACGCUCUCUCUGCCUGUGCAGGAACAGCCAAGCAAGCCCCAGUUCACAACAGGGCUGGUUUAUGACUCGGUGAUGCUCAAGCACCAGUGCUCCUGCGGCGACAACAGCAACCACCCCGAGCACGCGGGCAGGAUUCAGAGCAUCUGGUCCCGUCUGCAGGAGCGAGGGCUGCGCAGCCAGUGCGAGUGUCUGCGGGGACGCAAGGCCACGCUGGAGGAGCUGCAGUGCGUGCACAGCGAGCGCCAUGUGUUCCUCUACGGCACCAAUCCCCUCAACCGCCUCAAACUGGACAACGGGAAGCUGGCAGGUGAUCUCCAGCAGCGGAUGUUUGUCAUGCUGCCCUGCGGAGGGGUUGGGGUGGACAGCGAUACCAUCUGGAACGAGCUGCAUUCCUCCAACGCUGCGCGCUGGGCCGCGGGCAGCGUCACCGAGCUGGCCUUCAAGGUGGCCACCAGGGAACUUAAGGAUUUGGCAUCCAGGCAGGCACUGAUGGUGGCCCAUUGCUCCGAUACCAUCCGGCGGGUCUGGAACACCUGGUUCUGCCUCCCUGGAGCCUGGCAGCGAUGGAGCCCGGUCAGGGAAGAGCCACAUUGUCCCUGCAGGCCACAUCCAGGCCUUCACUCUGUCCUUGCUCUCUUACAGGUUGGCGUUGGCCCCGGUGAGGGAUUUAAUGUCAAUGUAGCCUGGACUGGAGGUCUCGACCCCCCCAUGGGGGACCCCGAGUAUUUGGCAGCUUUCAGGACCGUGGUGAUGCCAAUUGCACAUGAAUUUUCCCCUGACGUGGUGCUGGUGUCAGCUGGCUUCGACGCAGCCGAUGGCCACCCACCACCGUUGGGUGGCUACAAAGUCUCUGCCAAAUGCUUCGGCUACAUGACGAAACAGCUGAUGAGCCUGGCUGGAGGAGCCCUCGUCCUCGCGUUGGAAGGUGGCCAUGACCUCACGGCCAUCUGCGAUGCCUCCGAGGCCUGUGUGUCAGCCUUGCUGGGCAACGAGCUGGACCCGCUCCCAGAAGAAAGCAUGAGGCAGAAACCAAAUCCCAAUGCUGUGCGCUCCUUGGAAACGGUGAUCCAGGUCCAGAGUAAAUACUGGGUGGCUGUGCAGCGCUUUGCCUCCAAGCUGGGAUGCUCCUUCCUGGAGGCGCAGCACCACGAAGCAGAAGAGGUGGAGACGGUCACGGCUUUGGCCUCCCUCUCGGUGGCCGUGAUGGCAGAGAAGAGGACACAGGAUGAGCCCAUGGAGGAAGAGGAACCCAUGAACCAGUGAUGAGCGGUGACGUUCUCUGCUCCCCUGCUUCCAGGAAGCGUCCGGACUCUUCCCGAGCCCGGCACUCGCUCGUCACUCCUGGUUCCCGUUUGCCACAUCAUCCU
Molecule: messenger RNA, 2737 nt
Organism: Tinamus guttatus (white-throated tinamou)
Lineage: Eukaryota; Metazoa; Chordata; Aves; Tinamiformes; Tinamidae
Source: RefSeq, a predicted model, not a curated record